AUGCCGUCCGAAAACUAUUUCGCAACGUGGUACUUUCUCAACCUGGCAGCACUAGCGACAAUCGGCAGCCUCUCCGUGAGGCCAUCACCGUCCGGCGACGAAGACGCCAAGCUCCUCCUCGCCAUCCCCACCACGAUCUUCUUCUUCAUCACAGGGGCUGGCGUGUUCGUCAUGACGUACGGUGUCUGGCCCCGUACGGGCCAUCAGCGAAUCCUGAGCAGUAUUUUGGGCUUUACUGCCACGCUCAUUUACGGGAUCACGGUCCCGAGCUGGACUGUUGGCGUGGGGCAGACUCUGGGGCGAGAGUUCUGUCUGCUGAGUGGGUUUCACGUCGGGUUCUGGAUUGAGGGGGUGACGGGGCUCAUGGGGCUGGUUCUCAAGGGCCUCAAGAACUCGAAGGAGGAGCCUCUGCCGAGGAAGAUUCGUGCUGGUGGCGGCGAGAAUGCGGCCAAGGCUGAGCCUUCCUCUUCGUCCAGCGCGGCUCAGAACCUUUGA
Colletotrichum fioriniae is the source of this 495-nucleotide messenger RNA. RefSeq lists its product as uncharacterized. Lineage: Eukaryota; Fungi; Ascomycota; Sordariomycetes; Glomerellales; Glomerellaceae. The record is from RefSeq and is a predicted model, not a curated record.